Protobothrops mucrosquamatus (brown spotted pit viper) is the source of this 1821-nucleotide messenger RNA. RefSeq names its product meprin A subunit alpha (gene MEP1A). NCBI's taxonomy places the organism in Eukaryota, Metazoa, Chordata, Lepidosauria, Squamata, Viperidae. The coding region runs from base 1 to 1821 and encodes 606 amino acids. Gene Ontology annotation, cellular component: membrane. Gene Ontology annotation, biological process: proteolysis. Gene Ontology annotation, molecular function: metalloendopeptidase activity; zinc ion binding; protein binding. The record is from RefSeq and is a predicted model, not a curated record. The transcript has 13 exons.
AUGUCUUCACCUCGGCUCCUGUACUUGGCAGUAUUGCUGACUGUCGGUUCCACCUUUACGAUACGGAAGAGAGCAGAACAUGAAGAAGGGCACUCCUUAGAUGAAGGAAAACCUAGGCAAGGCAUCCCUGAAAUCAAUGCAGCAACUGGAAAGAAGUUUUUUGAAGGCGACAUUAUCAUGCCGCUUGACAGAAAUGCACUGAGGGACGAAUCCUAUAGAUGGAAACUUCCAAUUCCAUAUAAAAUGGGCGCCAGUAUAGACCUGAAUACCAAGGGCGUCAUAUUGCAAGCAUUUGAGAUGUUUCGACUCAAAUCUUGCAUUGACUUUAAACCCUAUGAAGGAGAGAAGUCCUACCUCCAAUUUGAAAAGAUGGAUGGAUGCUGGUCUUAUGUGGGAGAUCUUCAGAAUGGUCAGGUCGUUUCUAUUGGAUCACGCUGUGAAUAUAAAGAAACUGUGGAGCAUGAGCUCCUGCAUGCCCUUGGAUUUUAUCAUGAACAGUCACGCACUGAUCGAGAUGACUAUGUUAAGAUUUGGUGGAAUGAAAUCAUUGAUGGUCAGGCAUAUAAUUUUGACAAAUAUGAUGACAGUUUCAUUUCUGAUUUAAACACUCCAUAUGAUUAUGAAUCUGUCCUGCAUUAUGGACCUUAUUCAUUCAAUAAGAACAGUUCUGCCCCUUCAAUUACAACAAAAAUUCCCGAAUUCAACAACAUCAUUGGGCAAAGCCAGGAUCUGAGCAAGAUAGAUCUAGAAAGGCUUAACCGCAUGUACCAUUGUGCUUCCAGUCUUACUCUCCUUGACCAAUGUUCAUUUGAGUCCAUCAAUAUCUGUGGUAUGGUGCAAAACGGAAGAGACGACAAGGACUGGGAACAUACCUUGACUGCAAGUCGGGAUAACAACAACCACUGCUUAGAGAAAGGGUACGUUAUGAGCUUCGAUACCACAAAAGGCCUUUCAGGUGAAGCAGCCAUUUUGGAGUCCCGUAUUCUUUAUCCAAGAAGAAAUGAGAAGUGCCUACAAUUUUUUUACAAAUUUGAUGGCAGUCCAAAAGAUGAGCUGAUUAUAUGGCUUAAAACUGAUGAUGGUACUGGAAAUAUUAGGAAGUCAAUACAACUGAAAAGCAUCCGUGGUGAUGGAGAGAAGCAGUGGAACUUUGCAAACAUUCCUUUCAACAGCCAGACCAAAUUCCGCUAUGUUUUUCACGGCCUUAAAGGAGACCCACAACAUUCCAAGGGAGGAAUUCACAUUGAUGAUAUCACUCUGACUGAAACGCAAUGUCCUGCUAGCGUUUGGCAGAUAAGAAACUUCACUUCCAUUUUAAAAAGUUCCUCAAAAGGAGAUUAUCUGCCAAGCCCCAUCUUUUAUAACUCUGAGGGCUAUUGCUUUGUGCUCAGUCUCUAUCCCCGUGGUGCAUCCAACUCAAAUGGAGAUUACCUAGGACUCAUGUUUUCUUUAUGUAGUGGCAAGAAUGAUGGAGCAUUAGAGUGGCCAGCUGGGAACAGGCAAGUGAUAUUCACCAUAGUGGAUCAAGAUCCUGACGUCACCCAAAGGAUGUCAGCAAGCCGAAGCUUUGUUACAGAUCCCAACCAGCGUUACAAUGGCAAAUUUUAUUGGGAUAAGGCCGACAUUACUGGAUUUUUUGAUCCUUUGUAUAACGCCCACGUAGGUCCAGGGUGGGGAUGGCAUUACAUCUUGCCAUAUAGUGAAUUGUAUCGGAAAAAUUAUCUUAAAAAUGACAAUCUCAUCAUUUUUGCAAAUUUUGAAGUGAUAGGGUCCAAGGAUACCUCCUUGUUAGCCCUAAUACGUGGGGACAUCCUUCUGUGA